Rubroshorea leprosula is the source of this 2802-nucleotide messenger RNA. NCBI's taxonomy places the organism in Eukaryota, Viridiplantae, Streptophyta, Magnoliopsida, Malvales, Dipterocarpaceae. The record is from the annotation of a GenBank genome assembly.
CCCCCUCUCUAGCUCUCACUUUCUUUUCCCCACACAAUCUUUCCCGACGGCGAAACUCUAGCAUUUUCUGUUUUUUGUUUUGGUUUUUUUGAUUUGUGGAACGCAGGGAAUUGUUGGUGAGAUUAGAUUUUGGAGGCGGUGGAGAUGGGAGCGGCGUUGUUGUCUGAGCUGGCGACGGAGAUUGUGGUGCCGGUGUGCGCCGUCAUAGGGAUAGCCUUCUCGUUGUUGCAGUGGGUCUUGGUCUCGCGCGUGUCAGUCACACCCGACCGCCAUGGCUCCGGAGCUGCCAAUAACAACAAUAAUGGCUAUGAUGAGUACUUAAUCGAGGAGGAGGAUGCCGUCAGCGAACGGGCCGUAAUAACCAAGUGCGCGGAGAUACAGAGCGCUAUAUCUGAAGGUGCAACAUCCUUUCUUUUUACUGAGUAUCAAUAUGUUGGUAUCUUCAUGAUUAUUUUUGCGAUCGUUAUCUUCCUCUUCCUGGGAUCUGUUGAGGGCUUCAGCACAAAGAGCCAGCCUUGCACUUAUGAUAAGCAGAGGAUGUGCAAGCCAGCCCUUGCCACUGCACUCUUCAGCACAAUAUCAUUCUUGCUUGGUGCUAUCACUUCUCUCCUUUCUGGGUUCCUUGGCAUGAAAAUUGCUACCUAUGCCAAUGCAAGAACAACUUUACAGGCAAGAAAGGGUGUUGGAAGGGCUUUUAUUACAGCAUUUAGGUCUGGGGCGGUUAUGGGAUUUCUCCUUGCAGCAAAUGGUUUGUUGGUGCUUUAUAUUGCCAUCAAUGUGUUUAAGCUGUAUUAUGGUGACGACUGGGAAGGCCUUUUUGAGUCAAUCACUGGUUAUGGUCUUGGAGGGUCCUCUAUGGCACUCUUUGGGAGAGUAGGUGGUGGUAUAUACACAAAAGCUGCUGAUGUUGGUGCUGAUCUUGUGGGAAAGGUGGAAAGGAAUAUUCCAGAAGAUGACCCAAGAAACCCAGCUGUCAUUGCAGACAAUGUUGGUGACAAUGUCGGGGACAUAGCUGGUAUGGGUUCUGAUCUUUUUGGCUCAUAUGCAGAAUCAUCCUGUGCUGCUCUUGUUGUUGCUUCCAUCUCCUCCUUUGGAAUCAACCAUGACUUCACUGGCAUGUUGUAUCCUCUACUUAUUAGUUCCAUGGGCAUCCUUAUUUGUUUGAUCACCACUCUCUUUGCUACUGAUUUCUUUGAAAUCAAGGCUGUCAAGGAAAUUGAACCAGCAUUGAAGAGGCAGCUCAUCAUCUCCACUGUUCUUAUGACUGUGGGAAUUGCAGCUGUUACUUGGACUGGCUUGCCAUCCUCCUUCACCAUCUACAAUUUUGGCACUCAGAAGGUUGUUAAGAACUGGCAGCUGUUCUUGUGUGUGGCUGUUGGACUCUGGGCUGGACUAAUUAUUGGUUUUGUUACUGAAUACUACACUAGCAAUGCAUACAGCCCCGUGCAAGAUGUUGCUGAUUCCUGCCGAACUGGAGCUGCCACAAACGUUAUUUUUGGCCUUGCAUUGGGAUACAAGUCUGUGAUUAUCCCAAUUUUUGCCAUUGCGGUCAGCAUUUUUGUCAGUUUUACGUUUGCUGCAAUGUAUGGCAUUGCAGUUGCUGCCCUUGGAAUGUUGAGCACCAUUGCUACUGGGUUGGCAAUUGAUGCUUAUGGUCCCAUCAGUGACAAUGCUGGAGGCAUUGCUGAGAUGGCUGGCAUGAGCCCCCGUGUCCGUGAGAGAACUGAUGCCCUAGAUGCUGCUGGAAAUACCACUGCUGCAAUUGGAAAGGGCUUUGCCAUUGGUUCAGCAGCAUUAGUGUCGUUGGCUCUUUUUGGUGCAUUUGUGAGCCGUGCAUCUAUCUCUACUGUUGAUGUGUUGACCCCAAAGGUCAUCAUUGGUUUACUUGUUGGGGCCAUGCUUCCUUACUGGUUUUCUGCAAUGACCAUGAAGAGUGUGGGAAGUGCAGCUUUGAAGAUGGUUGAGGAGGUUCGUAGGCAGUUCAACACCAUUCCUGGUAUCAUGGAUGGUCGUUCCAAGCCUGAUUAUGCUACCUGUGUCAAGAUCUCUACUGAUGCAUCUAUCAAGGAGAUGCUCCCUCCUGGUGCCCUUGUUAUGCUUACUCCUCUAAUUGUUGGAAGCUUAUUUGGUGUUGAAACUCUUUCUGGAGUGCUUGCUGGUUCCCUUGUUUCUGGUGUUCAGAUUGCUAUUUCUGCAUCAAACACUGGUGGUGCAUGGGACAAUGCCAAGAAGUACAUCGAGGCUGGAGCUUCCGACCAUGCAAGGAGUCUUGGUCCCAAAGGAUCUGAUCCACACAAGGCAGCUGUUAUUGGUGACACCAUUGGGGACCCACUCAAGGACACCUCAGGCCCAUCUCUUAACAUCCUUAUCAAGCUUAUGGCAGUUGAGUCGCUUGUGUUUGCCCCCUUUUUUGCUGCCCAUGGUGGCUUCCUCUUCAAGAUCUUUGGAUGAAAGAUGAUGUCAAGGAAAACUUUGAGGAGGGUUGUUGCUAACCUUGUUCAGCCCAGAAAUGCUCAUGUUCAACCUUUUGGUUCCUGCAUCCAGCUAUAUCCCUUGGUGUGGGUUUUCUCUUUUCUUUUUCUGUUUUUCAUGUUAGCUACUUUUCUCAGUUAUGGUUAGUACCAUUUUUGAUGUGCUGAUAAUGAUGAUAAUCGAGAUGGGUUUAGAAUGUGGAAUCUCUUAGAAUGGCCAUUGUAGUGGAGGAGAGUCGAGGUAGCUUGCCUUUCCUGUCUUAGAACUGUUUAAUCCUGAAAUUUUGUAUCAUUUAUCUUUUUCACUAUUUAAUCAAAGAGCAUUACUGGA